Parnassius mnemosyne (clouded apollo) is the source of this 1887-nucleotide messenger RNA. The record is from the annotation of a GenBank genome assembly. Lineage: Eukaryota; Metazoa; Arthropoda; Insecta; Lepidoptera; Papilionidae.
AUGUCGACACUGGGCCGUGGUCGUGGCUACACGGGGCGGCACCAUCUACGCGAUCAGAGGCCUGGUGACCCAGAGCUUGCUGAAGAGCUUGACGCUGUUAGAACCCUCGCUGAACUCAGUCCAAGGGCGACAGAUCACACAAAAGUAGAUCCAAAUAAAAUAGAGGUUAAGGCACCUAAAGAAGUGGACGCAGAGAAGAAAGAAGAGAUGGAAAUGAAGUCUGAAGUGAUAAGCCGCGGAAAUGUUGAGGAAGAUCCAGCACUGCAAGAGUUACUGCAUAUUGAUGAACAAUUUUUACCCCUGCUGGCAUUGUUGGAACAGUUCUCACCGGGUGAAGAUGGGAUUCAGUUCAACAGAAAACUUCGUCAUUUUGAAACUACCGUAUCUAACAUGUGCCAAGAUGAGACAAGGUUGCACAUGGCGUUCGCUUCAUUCCGUGCAGCGGCCCUCCAGAGUCUGGUGACGUCACGCAAGCUGGCAGCUGUGGGGGCGUCUUUCACACGCCAGCAACGGCAGCAAUUGCUUAGAGGAGCCCUGCUUAAUGUUGUCAUGCAGGGAACCUUCACCAAACUGGAUGUCCUGGAGCGAUCUAAUCCUAUUUACUUGAUAAACGCGGCUAAUUUAAUGGGAGACUACUUUGCUGAGGCGCGUCUGUGCAAUGGUAACAAAGUUCACAUCUUGGCCAGUCCACUGUUACAAUAUAUGAGGGCUUUGUUAGCCUGCAACGAUGUGCGUGCCCAUCGCAGUCUCGCAACUCAACUCAUGCAAAAUGGUAGAGAAUUACUGUCAGUUAUGUCACAGGAAUUGGAUGAAUUGUCCAUAUCAAUUAAACUACGUCUCUUAACACCACCUCCAGUGAACAUAAUCUGGUUACUACUGUCUGCAGACUUAUGCCUUAACAAAUUUCUACCGCUGCCUAACACACUCCAACAGUUCUAUGCUGCCCAUUUAGACUUGAGUAGUGAAGAAAACUUCAGUGAAGUCAGUUAUGGAUCAUGGAAGAAGAGUCCAGAGAAGGAAGAAUACAGAUCAGAUGGCAGUUCUGAUGUCAGUGCUACAGAAAAAGUUGGUCAAAAUCUGUCCCAGAUUAAUUUGAACCACGAUGAAGAUCCAAAGCCAAAAUUGAGGCCGAUAUUGGGAGCAGGAGCUGGCCUCCUCCGACAGGAACAGGCUCUGUCACAAGAACCCUUUGAUGCGAGAAUAACCAAGACGAGCCUUUCCAAAAGAUAUGAUUUGAAUUCAUGGAGACAAGCCGAGGAAGAGAAUAAAGAGGACGUUGAACCUGUAUUCAACCCUGCAGUACUGCCACCAAAUAUGCAACCAAACUACCCAGUCACAGUACCUGAUUACCCACCACCUCCACCCGCAAAUAGAUUUAAUUAUCAAGAGAAUUACGUAAACUAUCUUCAACAAGGCGACGGCACUUACAUACAGAACCAGUAUCCAAGUAACCAAAAUUUUACCCCUCAAGGAGACUUUGUGCCACAAUACACGGCUGAACCACCAAAACCUACAUCAGAACGAGUCAACAAUGAAAUACAAAAGACAAGCAACAACAGGAGACCAGCGGAGAAUUGGCGGAAGGAGAAGAGCGAUAUCAAGGAAGAUGCAAAUAAAAACAGACAGCGCAACUGGUCACGUCAACGGUCCAAAGACAAUGUAAACGAUGAUGAAGAAAAGGGAGAGAAGUUUCGCUCGGCCUCUCGUAGUUCACGCGAAUCGCGGCAAAGCACAACAGGAAACAGAUUAAACAGACGUAAUAGUGGGGACAACCAGGAGACGGGGAACUCUGGUAAGACCCCAACGCGGAGACACGUAACUGAGGUCCCUAGGAAUCAAAAGUACUGGGACCAUGACGAUAGAUGCGAUAAAGACUACAAUAGUUAG